Molecule: messenger RNA, 1149 nt
Organism: Mytilus californianus (California mussel)
Lineage: Eukaryota; Metazoa; Mollusca; Bivalvia; Mytilida; Mytilidae
Product: salivary glue protein Sgs-3-like
Exons: 4
Coding region: 1-1149 (382 amino acids)
Source: RefSeq, a predicted model, not a curated record
AUGACCCAGACAAGAUGGAAGAGACUUGGAAAAUUAUUUUUUCAACCAAGAGAGAGCAGCUCAACAGGCACCACAACUGCCAAACCUAGAAAGAGAAGCUCAACAGGCACAACAACAGCCAAACCAAGAAAGAGAAGCUCAACAGGCACCACAACAGCCAAACCAAGAGAGAGAAGCUCAACAGGCACCACAACUGCCAAACCAGGAAAGAAAAGCUCAACAGGCACCACAACUGCCAAACCAGGAAAGAAAAGCUCAACAGGCACCACAACAGCCAAACCAAGAAAGAGAAGCUCAACAGGCACCACAACUGCCAAACCAAGAGAGAGAAGCUCAACAGGCACCACAACAGCCAAACCAAGAGAGAGAGAAGCUUACAGAAGCUCAACAGGCACCACAACUGUCAAACCAAGAGAGAGAAGCUCAACAGGCACCACAACAGCCAAACCAAGAGAGAGAAGCUCAACAGGCACCACAACAGCCAAACCAAGAAAUAGAAGUUCAACAGGCACCAAAACAACCAAACCAAGAGAGAGCAGCUCAACAGGCACCACAACAGCCAAACCAAGAGAGAGAAGCUCAACAGGCACCACAACUGCCAAACCAGGAAAGAAAAGCUCAACAGGCACCACAACAGCCAAACCAAGAAAGAGAAGUUCAACAGGCACCACAACUGCCAAACCAAGAGAGAGAAGGUCAACAGGCACCACAACAGCCAAACCAAGAGAGAGAGAAGCUCAACAGGCACCACAACAGCCAAACCAAGAGAGAGCAGCUCAACAGGCAUCACAACAGCCAAACAGAGAGGGAGAAGCUCAACAGGCACCACAACUGUCAAACCAAGAAAGAGAAGCUCAACAGGCACCACAACAGCCAAACCAAGAGAGAGAAGCUCAACAGGCACCACAACAGCCAAACCAAGAAAUAGAAGUUCAACAGGCACCAAAACAACCAAACCAAGAGAGAGCAGCUCAACAGGCACCACAACAGCCAAACCAAAAGCAACAACAAAAUACGCGAAAACCUGGAAAAGGGAAGGGACCACAACAGGAGCAGCUACAGGGGGCACUUUCUCCAAGGAAACAAUUCGCUAUAUUGCCAGAAGUCAGACCAGUCAGUUUAUGGGAACCAGUAGUAGUAAGUAAAUGA